GUGCCAGGGAAGACCUCCUCUUUGUGUUCCAAAUACUUUGCUUCAGACGACUUUCAAAGGCCAUUAAACACAGAAGGGAACUUAAAGCGAGAUUUAGAAAAUGAUGAAAUUGGGGUUUGUGCUUUCCCAUCAAUACACGCUAAACGGAAAGAAGACGACGAGCCGCCAUCUAUAAAGAGAAGGGAAGCGCGAAUGGUAAGAAAGUAUUCUCACACUUGCUCGAGACAUUUCAUGUGAUUUUUCUUUCUGUGAUUCACAAUUGGUCCUCGUACCAUCAAAGUUAAAGAAAUCGCAAUUGUUUUGCUGUUUUUCACAGAUUGCUAGAUCUGCGAAGGCUCACCUCAAAAAACUGCAAGAACCAGAAGUGACCAGUAUUGUUUAUCCUUCCACAAGCAUUCAGGCGGUAAGAAUUUCAACUGCAGGGUAUACUUGGGUGUGCUUGUGUAACCUUUUGCGUUGUGUAUUAUUGAAUAUUUGCAGGCACAAACUGUACAAGCUGAAAACUCACAAGAUAUUCAGAUCAACCCGUCUACAAGCAGUCAAUUGGAGGAGGUAAGAUGCUGUGUAAUCUUUUAUAGUUUGAGUGUAAUGGAUGGUCUUGACUAAAGCCUUGUCAAUUGAUAGCUUGUUAUUGAUAUUCCUGAUUAAGACAUUACUAGAAGUAAUAGUACGACUGAAAUCCAAAGCAACGCUUACCAAAGAAAAUCCUGUGAUCAAAGUUUCACAUCCUUUGGUAAACACUGUUGUGAAUGAUGCAAGAUUAGUAUAGCAGCAAAAAAGAUGAGUGAUUGAUGUCUGAUGUGAAACUUCAAAAAACUAUUAUCAUUGAUUUUCACAGGCCAAACAUGAGACAUGUAUUGGUGGCUUUCAAGAGCAAUCUGGAUUGGAACCUGAAGCUACAUGUGGCACCAACAUGGUACAUUCCUUACUGCAAACAAAUAUUCAUUUGCAGUCAUGUAACUUUCCAUUUCAUUAUGCUACCAGAUCAUCAUUAGUAAAAAGUGAUGGAAGUGGCCAAUUUUUUUUUGUAGAUACACGAAGACUUUGUUACGUCCAAGAUGCAGAAGAGAGUGAACCUUUAACACAAGUGGUAUGUAUCCUGUUUUGUAAUUAUAAACAUAAUAAUAAUGAUAAUAAUAACAAUAAUAAUUAUAAGUGUUCAUUUCUUAUAAUUUUGAUUUUACAGGAUGAUAUUCUUGGUAUUUAUUUUAAAAGAUAAACCAUGGUUUUUUUUUAAUAUAUAAUACAGGAUAAAUCAACACAGACACUGGCAGAUCAGAGAUGUAGUAUCCACAGCCAUGAAAUGGAACUUCUAAAAGGGUCGAUUGGGUAA
Molecule: messenger RNA, 1333 nt
Organism: Porites lobata
Lineage: Eukaryota; Metazoa; Cnidaria; Anthozoa; Scleractinia; Poritidae
Source: the annotation of a GenBank genome assembly